Eruca vesicaria subsp. sativa (arugula) is the source of this 793-nucleotide messenger RNA. The record is from the annotation of a GenBank genome assembly. NCBI's taxonomy places the organism in Eukaryota, Viridiplantae, Streptophyta, Magnoliopsida, Brassicales, Brassicaceae.
AUGACUGCUUAUGAAUCUGUCCCUGAAGUUUUAAAAAAUUACAACAAUUGCAUGAAUCUGAAGCGCAACCAUCAACAUGAGCCAGUGAAAACCCAAAAAUGGGAGGAAGCUUUAACUUCCAUUACUCAAACAAUUGGGAUGCGCUUGCCAGAACAAAGUGACAGGUCCGAUAAAGAAUUCAUAAAUUCAAUCGUCAAGGAGGUUAAAAAUUUACUGGCGAAUAUCCCCAUUGUAGAAAAACCUCCAAGGGAAGUAACAAAUCAGUCAAGAGGAAUUUUCUUUGUCCCUGCAAGGAGACUUGAGAUUGCUCAUUCAGAGAAGCCUGAAAACUGGACAUGGAGUUCUAUCCACGAUGAGCGAAGCGAAGCAGACAUUGAAGUAGCGACGCUGAUUACGGUGUACUGGCUACAUAUAACCGGAAAUUUUCACACAAGGAAGCUAACACCGGGGACAAAGUACGAGGUAGUGUUCAUUUUGAACUUAGAUGAUACAGCAUCCGGAUGGGAAGAGCCAGUAACCCUAACGCUGAAGCUGGAACAUCGCGGUGGAAGCCAUAGUAUACAAGAGCGUACUCUGUGUUUAGAUGACUGCAUUGGCGAUGGCAAUAAUUGUUUAGAUAUUCAAGUUGGAGAGUUUGAGGCACCGCCAAAGAGUGCGGCCGCGAAGAUCUUCUUUUCUUUGCAUCAAUACGUGGACACUGAUCGGAAGGAUGGUCUCGUGGUAAAAGGUGUUGCAAUACGCCCCACGGCUAUGGACCACGUCACUAUAUGAAUGGAGAAUCAUACUUAUCUUA